AAAAGUUUUUCCAUAUUUCUUUCAAAACUUAUAUUUUAUAUCAUUAACACUUAUUGUGACACUCAAAUUAAGCGUGCUUAUUUAUUGGAUUCAAGAAGUAUUUAAACUUGUUUUAGAAACUUGAUUUAGAUAAAACCUAAUACCAUGUCAAAUGUAACAACAAUAACAAAUGCUGCACGCAUCGUAAACAAAAGACUUUUUAAAGUAUCAAUUGAAGGAAACAUAGGUUCCGGUAAAUCUACUUGUAUUAAAUUCUUCGAAAAAUAUCCAGUUGUAGAUACACAUGCGGAACCAAUAUCUGAAUGGCGUAACGUGAGUGGUCACAACCUGCUCGGCCUGGUAUACAGUGACACGAAAGAGUGGACUUUCGCCUUCCAGCAUUAUGUGCAUCUCAGCCGUCUCAAAAUACAAAUUAGUCCACCGACAAACCCAAACAUAACAGUUAAAAUGUUUGAAAGAUCUGUGCAAAACAGCAGGCACUGUUUUGUUGAAAACGCUAAGAAGCAGGAUUUCCUUAAAGAACCAGAAUAUGAAGUUCUUCAACAAUGGUUUGACUACACAGAGAAGAAUUUAGACACUAGUUUAGAUCUCAUUGUUUAUCUACGAACAACACCUAAAAUCGUUUGGGAGAGAAUGAUGAAACGAGGAAGAGCCGAGGAGUCUGAGGUGCCACUAGAGUAUUUAGAACAAAUACAUGAAUCAUAUGAGAAGUGGGUGAGUUCUCCUGAUGUGGGCUGCGAAGUGCUGACCAUUGACGCCGAUAGGAGUAUAGAGAGUGUCCAAGAAGAUUUAGAACGAUACAGUUACAAAAUAUUAGGCGGUAAUCACACCAACUAAUACAAAUAAUUUAUCAACAUAAUAGAUUCUUUAUGACAUUGACUAUGUUCCAAAGAUCACAUCUCAGUAACUAGGAGUCCAACUUGAUAAAACCUUUUGUUUUAGAUAACCUAUUUAU
Vanessa tameamea is the source of this 955-nucleotide messenger RNA. Its product is annotated as deoxynucleoside kinase-like. Gene Ontology annotation, molecular function: ATP binding; deoxynucleoside kinase activity. Gene Ontology annotation, biological process: nucleobase-containing compound metabolic process. The transcript has 5 exons. NCBI's taxonomy places the organism in Eukaryota, Metazoa, Arthropoda, Insecta, Lepidoptera, Nymphalidae. Bases 145 to 837 code for a protein of 230 amino acids. The record is from RefSeq and is a predicted model, not a curated record. Gene Ontology annotation, cellular component: cytoplasm.